Rhagoletis zephyria (snowberry fruit fly) is the source of this 1886-nucleotide messenger RNA. RefSeq lists its product as uncharacterized. The record is from RefSeq and is a predicted model, not a curated record. NCBI's taxonomy places the organism in Eukaryota, Metazoa, Arthropoda, Insecta, Diptera, Tephritidae.
UACUUUUAGCCGCAGCAGACUUAUAGUUUUUAAGUUAUUUGUUGUUAAAGUUAGUAAAUUGAACUAACCUCUCGACGCUAUUUCACACAAUAAACACUUUAUUUAUGUACACACUUCGGCAAAAUAGUUGCAUUAAAAGCCCGCACAAUGAAAUGUAAACAUAUUUUUUAAAUUUAUAAUGUAUUUUUACUAAAUUAAGUAAGUUUUAACAAUUAUCACGCACUUAUAUAUGUAUACGCACAUUGUGAAUACAGAACUGUUGAUUCAACCAUGGUUUCACACUGACAUUAGAAGGGUGCUGCCACAUCUAACAAAAUAACAAUAAAAGGUAAUAGUUUUUAUCGUACCCGUUUUCCUGUUCAGCGUUGAAUUUGUAGUAAAGGAGGGUUUGGGGUCAUAUUCCCCAUUAAAACUUUGGCAUAAGUAAAGUUAUGUCACACAGAAAGGAGAAUUCUACGUAGUAAGGGUUAUAAUCCCUAAGCGCGGCCGAAGGCCGCCUACGCAGAAAAGUGUUCUGCGCAAAAGUACUGUGGCUGGUGUAGCUGGCUCAUGUUCUUUUAUUAAUUUUUUACUGACAUUUGUAACCCCCUUUUAAUGGGUGCCACUGCCAAAGGCAUAUUACUGUUUUUAAAAAGUACCGUUGUUUUUUAAAUCUGUUUUGGUACUAUUUUCUUAAUUCUUGUGUUCUUAUCUCAACAGUUGGGUGAAUUAAGCGCGUUUUUAAAUACUGUAAUUAAUAUUUUGAUUUAAAUUUUAGAAAUGAGUGAGAUACAAGCUGGUAUGUUUUUCUUUCUUUUUUUAUGUUCAUACACAGAUAUAAUUACUAUUAUAUUUAUAGAUUUUGAUGUACCUUCCACCAGCCGUGGUGUUAGUGCGCGGAAUGCCAAUGUGCUGACCGUGGCUGAAGUAGAAAAUAUGUGGAACCUAGUCAAAAUUUAUAAAAGAUUGGAUACGCGGGAGAAGUGUAUUGAAUUUGCCGAGGAACAGGGCCUUAUAUUACGUAACAAGUUGUGUCGCAUCCAUAAGGCACCGAUGCUUGUGUCAACCGCGGGAAACAAUACCGUCGGCCUUUUCCGAUGCCGCAAAGGGAUCUGCCGUUCUAGGGCUGCCACUUCAAGGGCCGCUGGGACGUGGUUUGAAAAUGCGAAGAUAUCGCUUCCACAUAUUUUUUAUCUUAUGUAUACAUAUGCUUCGCACUGGCCGCAGGCUCUCGUCAGGAAGGAGAAUUUUAUCGAGGGAUCCAUUUUAUCCAGCGCUACCAUCUGCGAUUGGUACAACUAUUGCCGUGAGGCAGUAGUAUUGUACGAAAUUGAUCAGCAGGAAGUUUUGGGGAAAAUUGGGGGCCCCGGUAAAAUUGUCCAAAUUGACGAGAGUAAGUUUGGAAAGCGAAAAUACAAUAAAGGCAGGAGAGUGGAAGGGCAUUGGGUCCUUGGAAUGCUGGAGGACGGCAGCGAGGAUAUUCGCUUGGAAGUGUGCCCUGAGAACAUUCGGUCGGCUGAGGUGCUCAUACCUCUGAUUAAGAAGCAUGUACUCGAAGGCAGCAUUAUUUGUACGGAUUAUUGGAAGGCGUAUGAUUGCCUUCCUAAUCACGGGUAUGAGCACCGGAAAGUUAACCACAGCGAUCCCGAUAAUCCCUUUGUAGCAGAAGACGGUACACAUACGCAACGGAUUGAGUCGCAAUGGCGUGUAUUAAAAAGAUUUUUUACAAAGGAUAACUAUAAUAAUCCACAAAACUUUGCGGAUAUGAUGUUUGAGUACAUGUGGAGGAAAAAAAUCGCCCGAAAACAUGAGGAUCCUUUUGUAAAAAUAAUUGAAGCGGUGAAAUAUACAUAUAAACCAUAAUAUUGUGUAUUUUUCCUUUUGCCUGCGGUGUUUUUUUAAACCAU